Meriones unguiculatus (Mongolian gerbil) is the source of this 824-nucleotide messenger RNA. It is a transcript of the gene Spata46, whose product is annotated as spermatogenesis associated 46. The transcript has 3 exons. Lineage: Eukaryota; Metazoa; Chordata; Mammalia; Rodentia; Muridae. The record is from RefSeq and is a predicted model, not a curated record. The coding region runs from base 1 to 750 and encodes 249 amino acids. Gene Ontology annotation, cellular component: nuclear membrane. Gene Ontology annotation, biological process: fertilization.
AUGGAGAACUUCUCACUCCUCAGCAUCUCUAGACCUCGGAUCUCUUCCUCUGCCCUGACUGCUUUUCCUGACAUUACGUCCUCACUUGCCACCAGCUUGCCAGGUAAAUGCGAUAUGUUGCAAAGGACAAUGUUACUCACUGAGGUGUCCAGCCCAGCUCAGAUCCUGCACCCCCCCCCCCAAACCCAAGCAAGUGAUCUCCAGCAUGGGGACUCAGACCCUACCCUUUCCUUUGCAGACUUGGGGGACACCCAGAACGGGGAGCAGCUGAGGCGGAACUGUACCAUCUACCGACCCUGGUUUUCCCCUUACAGCUACUUUGUAUGCACAGACAAAGAGAGCCACCUGGAGGCCUAUGGGUUCCCAGAGGUGGACCGGGAAGAGGGAAGAGGGGACACCUGCCUUAUUGAGGAUUUGGCUGAGAGUGUCUGCUCGUCUUCCUCCUCCCAAGAGAACACAUACCCCAGGGAGUCCAACAAGAAAUCCAAGCAUGGCCUGGAUUCAAUCACAUCCCAGGAUAUCCUAAUGGCUUCCAAGUGGCACCCAGCCCAGCAGAAUGGCUUCAAGUGUGCAGCCUGUUGCCGCAUGUACCCCACUCUGCACUCCCUCAAGAGUCACAUCAAGGGGGGCUUCAAGGAAGGUUUCAGCUGCAAGGUAUACUACCGUAAGCUCAAAACCCUCUGGGGAAAGGAGCAGAAGGCCCGGCCAGGAGAUAGGAUCUCCCUGGGCAGCUGCCAGGCCUUCAAAUAGUCUACUGACACAUCAGGUAAAAAGGGAUGAAGCUUACUUAUGCCUCUAGGGAGGAAACAAUAAAUUGAAGUUAG